Messenger RNA from Phragmites australis (common reed), 2088 nucleotides. RefSeq lists its product as uncharacterized. The record is from RefSeq and is a predicted model, not a curated record. The transcript is spliced from 2 exons. Bases 1 to 2088 code for a protein of 695 amino acids. NCBI's taxonomy places the organism in Eukaryota, Viridiplantae, Streptophyta, Magnoliopsida, Poales, Poaceae.
AUGGGUACCUCAAAAUGUUUACUGUUGAUGAGGGCCCUUAUCUUGACUACCUUGGCCAUAAUAGUUGCCAUGAAUGCUGCACUCAUUGUGGCACUGGUAAUAAGGAAGGACUGCGGGUUUGCUGAGCUCAUGGGACUCCCUAACACCAUUCUUAUGCUGUUUGGUCUGCUGUCCUUUGACUUCACAAUGUAUUUGGCAUUUCAACUAUUAUGGGCUGUAAGAAGUACGGUAGAUGAUAAAAUAUGCUCACAAGUCUUGUUGGAAAGGGGUCAUGAUUACGGAGUUGGCAACAAAGAGAAUCCCUUAAUUGGUGCAACAUAUACUGAUGAUCAUGUACUUGGAGGGUUUGAAGACACCAUCAAGGCUCUGGGGACUGGGCUUGAUUCAGUUUUGAACUCUAAAUGUAAAACUAAUUUACAAGAGCAAGUCAUGGUUGUUGAUGGGCAGGAUGAAACAUUUGACACUGGAGAUAAGCCUUUGUCCAAGAUACCCCAAGAUCUUUUGGGUCAAACUGUCGGCAAAGAAGCUUCCAUUUGUAAGGCCUUACAUGUUGAGCCUACUGAAUCAUUCGCAUGCCAUGAUUCAUUUUUCCUCUCUGAACAUGAAGGUAAUGUGAGGAAUCUGAUUCUUCCCUAUGGCCAAGUUCCAAUGUCUAAGUCCCAUUCUACCAAGAAUAUGCUUGACAUGAUAAAUUAUCUUGCUACUGAAGGUUUUGCUAAUGGAGAAGUUGUAAGAAAUGAUAUUUCUGUAGCCUUGAGUCAACAAGUUGCCAAAUUGGUAUCCGUAAGAUGUAAUGAGAUAGCUGGCACUUGGAAAUUCAAUAAUGAAAAUGCUAGUAGCAUGGAUUUUGGACGAGUUCGAGAGUUUUUUUCUGCACACUUGCAAUUUGCUGACAUUCUUGAUGAGUUCUGGGGGAAUUUGUUUGACCUGCAUGGUAAAUUGACAGAAAAAGGAAAGACCAUAAGAUUGGACCUUCUUAUCGGGCUAGAUGUUGAGGACAAGAUCCAAAGUUGCCCGUGCUGUUUUGAUGGAAUGCCUGGAGGACUUUGUGAUCCUUUGAAGCCAGAAGAUUUAAGUACCGUGAGGAUACCACCUUUGUUUAGAAUCAGUAAUAGCAUAUGCCCCCAACAGGGAAAUUGUACAUUACCUGCUGUUGUGGAGCUCAGAAGGUGCAUCAUGGACUCAUUCCUCAAGGAGAAUUCUAGUCUAUUGAGGGAUGAUAAAGUGUCGUAUUUUGUUAUGGAAAAUGAUCCAGUUCAAAAUGAAGUUCCCAUAUAUGAAAAUUUUCACAGUGUUUCUCAAUAUAUUGUCUUGGUAAGUAACUCUACAUCUUACUGGGCUCCUUGUCCAUUGGAGGAGCUGAACACAAUGCCAGUUUUGGUUCAAAAAUGUCCAUCACAGCAAGUAGCUCAACAGGCACCCCAGACAAAUGUUUACUUCUCCUACAAUGAAUUGAAAGGGUUACUCUUGAACUCUUUUGUGGCUUGUAUUCAGAAUAUCUCGGAUCUUGAGAAAUCUGAUUGGCUGAUUCAGCACAGAGGUGGAUAUGACGAGAAGCUAGUAGGCUUGGCUGCUGAAAUGGUGAUAUUUGGAGAUAUAUGUCCAAGUGGGAAAUUCAAUCCUAAUGCAAUUGUUUAUUCUGAUGGUAAAAUGUUCAAUCUUUCCACCUCGGUUCUGGGUUGUGGAGAUGCAUGUAUGUGGCAACCUAGCCUCAUUAUUAGCUUUGGAGUUUGGUGCAUUUCUCGAAUUUUUGAAGUGCUGCCUUCAGUGAAGCAACCUGUGCUUUUCGGGAAGUAUAGUAGGGUUCUCAAUCGUCUUCAGGGUAUUCUGGAUACUGCAUUCUUGAACCCUGUUCAUCCUGUUUCCAUAUGUCCAUGCACCGACACUGUUCCAGAUUUGACGUUUCACGAUGGCAGCCAGCGUAUCAGUGCAGAAGCUGUGUUGAAGAAUCUGAUGGAAGUUGAGGCCGCCAUCUAUGGUCAGAAGCGUGCUGGAGUCAAAGGUAAAGGGAAGAAGAACCUGAAAUUUGUUCUGAAGCGCUAUAAACGCUGGCUAUUCAAGGCGGCAUCUAUGGCAGGGCAGAAGUAG